Messenger RNA from Coturnix japonica (Japanese quail), 5009 nucleotides. It is a transcript of the gene SLC7A13, whose product is annotated as solute carrier family 7 member 13. Gene Ontology annotation, molecular function: L-amino acid transmembrane transporter activity. The record is from RefSeq and is a predicted model, not a curated record. Gene Ontology annotation, cellular component: membrane. Gene Ontology annotation, biological process: amino acid transmembrane transport. Lineage: Eukaryota; Metazoa; Chordata; Aves; Galliformes; Phasianidae.
UUUGUUUUUAAAAUAGUAAUCUCAUUCCAGCUGUAUGUAGCUGAACACUCAAAAUAAAGAAGUUGAGAAUUGCUGGGUAUCAAAAAAUUACAUAGUUUAGCCAUCUAAAACCAUUUUUCACGCUUAAUUUCCAGCUCCUGAAUAUGGAUGAAUAAACGCUUUGAUUUGUUAUGAAUUAUUCAUAGUAAUGAGUUUGUGAACUUAAAAACUUAUUGCAAUUUAGAAAUGGAAUAAAUGUAGCUUAAAAUGUGUGCAAAAUUUUAUAACUAGAAUUUUUGAAGUCUGUAAGACUUGACUUGGGAGAAAAUACAUUGAGUGGUACAGUGAUUUGCAGAAGAUGGAAGAAUGGUCUUUUGGUUAAAUGCUGUUCUGAGGCUGUGGAUUCUGUCACUGAUUGUGCUGCAUAGUUUAUGUCCUUUUCAGUGUUGCUUACCAAAGUGGCAUUUGUUUGCCUACAGCAGGCAACUAAUGCCAUUUUAGAUCCCCAGCCUAACCUCUAGCUGGCACUCCAGAACAUAAUUAAUCCUGUAGAUCUUUUAGCAUAUUCUUCAAAUCUGUGAAGAUAUCUUGAGGCAUCAGGAACAUCUAAAAUAUGUCUUAUGGCUUACUGUUGGACACCUGAGUUACGUCUCAGUUUUGUCUUUUUUCUUUUCUAUUUUAUUUUCCCUCUAGGUGUAGAACAUGAAUCCAUAGUCUCCUUUUUCUAGAUGCCUAACUUGAUUUGAGUAAAUGCAGAGUAUGUGCAUUUGCAGUGGUACUCUGUGGUCACAGUGAAUCAUGCCUUUAUUCCUUUUCUGACUUCUCUGUGUGUGCCCUCUCAGUUUUGUUCCCAUGCCUGUUUCAGGGUAGUUCUUAGGUUGAGUGCAUUGUGAGCUGUUCUGAUGUAAUGAGUCUGACCAUUUUUAAAUACAAAUAGUAAAUUUCUAUGGAGGUAGUACUGAAAUGAUGAGUACUCUGUAAAAACCAUUAACAAACUGAUGACAUUCUCUCUAGAGCCGUGUUCAGGAAGAGAACCAUAAACAAGAUCCAGUAUAUGCAGGGGCUGAUGGCGAUUUGUCAAAACACACUGUUAUCUACUGAUCACUGUCCUUUGUAUAUAUUGACUGUGGAAAAACAUAUCUGUCUGUUCAACUCAUGUCCCUCUCACUGUCCAUAGCAUAUAGAAGGCUGAACUUCUUUAUCAUGCUGCCAUGUCUUCUCACUUUCCCUUUUCCAUAGGUCUCAUACAGAGAUACCAUUUACUUAUCUCACAGAGUUGUUUCUGAUAACAUAUGUAAAGAGUCUGGGAAUCCUUUGAUGGAAAUCAGCAGAGAAUUGAAAAACAUUUACUGUGUAUUAUUUGUUAGGCCAAUUUCUUUAAAGACAUCCCCAGACCAAAUUUCUGAAGUACAUAUUAAACCAAAGUGUCCAUGAUUUACCAGCAUUCCUUGAAGUAACCAGUUAAUCAUCUUCACACACAAGACAGCUAAACCUAAAGUAUGCUUUCUUUUCUGAAUGAUUAAGCCAGGCUUCCCAUAGCAUUUCACUGGCAAGUAAUCAUUCACUGGCAGUGACAAUCAACUGAGAACAAAGAGGAAAAUACAUGUAAUCUUGACACCGAAGCCAUAGAAACUGCUGUGAAAAAUAAUAAAAAAAUGGGAAGAGAAAAGAGCAGUGAUCCCAAAGAUGUGAAAAGAAAAGAAAAGACCAAGAUGCAACUCAAACGAAGAAUAGGUUAUUUUGAUGGGGUAAGUUUUAUUAUCGGCUCAAUAGUUGGGGCAGGGAUCUUUGUGUCUCCCACAGGGGUGUUAAAGCAUUCCCUGCUUAAUGUUGGUGUUGCAUUAACAAUCUGGACUGCUUCUGGACUAGUUUCUCUUAUGGGCUCCCUCUGCUAUGCAGAGCUGGGAACUGCUCUGCCUUUCUCUGGAGGGGAAUACAACCAUAUUAAAAGAGGCCUUGGAUCCAUACCUGCCUUUGUGUUCAUCUGGACAUCAACGUUUACCAAGCCAGCAUCAAACGCUGCCCGAGCCUUGCUAUUCGCUGAAUAUGCUACCCAGCCUUUCUAUGGCAUUUGCCCUGCACCAGAAGUGCUGAAGAAAUGCUUGGCUUUGGCUCUCCUAUGGUCACUGGGGAUUUUGAAUGGACGCAGUGUCAAAGUGGCUGCAUGGGUGCAGACGGUGUUCACCCUCCUGAAGAUGAUGGCAUUGUCUGUAAUUGCUGUCGGUGGCGUAGUUCUGCUUGUUGGUGGAAGGAAGGAGAACCUCGCCAGGUUUGAGGACAUGUUUGGCUCAGAGAUGCCCAACGCGUCACAGAUCGCUGAAGCCUUUUUCCAAGGACUGUAUGCCUAUGGUGGUUGGUGGUCCCUCAAUUAUAUGGCAGAGGAGAUGAAAAACCCUAGCAGAAACAUCCCUUUAACUGUGAUGACAGCUGUUCCCGCAGUAAUUGUGUUUUACUUACUGGUAAACAUCUCAUAUCUGACUGUCCUCACACCAAAGGAAAUUGUCUCCUCAGUUGCUGUGGCAGUAACUUGGGCUGAUCGAGUGAUCCCCUCUGUUGCCUGGAUCAUUCCUCUCUCCGUUGCUGUCUCGAUAUUUGGUGCCCUCAACAGCAGCGUGUUCACAUUGGGUCGAUUAAGCUAUGCUGGAAGUCAGUCAGGACAUUUACCUGUUUUAAUAUCCAUGCUUAACGUCCAUACUUGUACUCCAGCACCAGCCAUGAUUUUUUCAACCAUCAUUGCAUCCAUUUUUAUCAUCCCCUCUGACCUUAUUAUGUUAACAAAUUACUUUGGAUUUUCUGCCUGGCUUAUGAUUGGAUUGACUUGUGCAAGCCUGAUUGUACUUCGAUACCGAGAACCUAACCUACAUCGACCAUACAAAGUGUUUCUACCAGUUCCAUUUCUGAUGGUGGCCAUGUCAUUCUUCUUAGUUUUGGCUCCUAUUGUCUGGUCUCCAAAUAUGCAAUAUUUGUAUGCUUUUUUCUUUAUGCUGGGGAGUCUUAUUGUUUAUUUUCCUUUUGUACAUUUCAAAUUGCAUUUUGCAUUUUUGGAUAAAAUUACUUGCUACUUGCAGCUACUGCUGGAAGUUUCUCCUGCUGAAGGUUCUGAUGAGACUAAAUAUGAAUAAUGGCAACUAUUUAAUCCCAGUGCAACUGACAGCCAAUAGGAGAUUUUCUUUAACUAAAAUUGUAGGUCAAGAAUUGGAUGUUGCAUGUCAUAUAUAGGAAUAAGUACUUGCAUAUGCAUAUACAAAUAUGUAUGUACAAAUAUCUGUGUAUACAUAUAUGAAUAUGUAUAUAGAGACAUUUAGUUUCAGGACUGUGUGUAUAAGUAAAUGUUAGUAUGCAUACAUAUACAUAGAUGUAUAUAUUUAAUAGAUGCACAUAGUCUCCUUUAAAUUGGUGAGAUCCAUAAAAUGAUCCCUCUUGCUCCCGAAGGCACCAUUGAAGCUGCAUAUAUAAUUGAAACAACAGAAAUAAAACUAAAUUACGGAACCAAUAGUUACCAAUAUUAUCAUAAAUAAGUACAUAUGUACUUGUCAGCAUCAUUUAAUAAUGCACAUUUAGACUCCAAAGUAAGUUGGCUAGAUUAUUUCUAGUUCUUAAUAGUCUGUUUAUUAGAAUUUAUGGUUUUAAAGGCCUUAAACUUCUAUACAUCUGCUAACUUUUUUUUUUUUUGGUCUGAAUUUAUUUUUAAUAAAAAGGCUUUGAAGAACAUUGUAAAAUUAUCUGAGAAUUCUUUUUUAAUCCUAAGAAAACUGUACCUGAUCAGCCUUGGCUAUUUUAGACCAACACAUAGAAAUAUGGGGUGAAAUCUUAGUAGGCAUCAAAUAAAUCAAUAAGAACUAUUAAUCCUGUUUGUCACACCAAUAAAAUUCAAUAUCUAGAGCAAUGUACUAAAUUGUGAAGUCUAACUAAGCGUUUAUAUCCUUUUAUUCCUUAUUUUUCUGAGUUACUGAUACAAGAGAGAAUUUCUGUUCUCAAUCCAUCUCCCUUCCACUUUUUAAAAUGAAAUUAAGAUAAAUUGUUGACCUUUUGUUUUAAGAACCAAGCUGCAUUAAGCCCACUGAGCAUUUAAUCUUAAAGCCUAAGAGCCAGUACACAGGAAAUAUCAGAUACUUCAGGGCUAAUCUAUUAACACACUCUGUAAUUUUCAUAAUUAUGACAGAAUUAUGUGGUUAAAUGUUGUUGGUUUUUUUUACAUGUUCGUAUAAUGCUCACCAGUACAACCAGUAGAUGGCUCCAGACCAACAUCUCUCUUAGACCAGGAUAUUCUGGGUCACUGGAUGUUGUGUUAGUGAGAGGAAAAAGAUUUACAGAGCUUUUUAUUGUUGUAAAAUAGAAAAAUCCUUGCUAAAAGAUUUAAUUCUUCAAUUUAGAGGUCUGAAUUAUAGCUUGGAUCUUCAGACAGAGCUACGCAAAGUACCGGGUACCACCAAUAAGGCUGGGAGCCAUCUGCAGACUAAGGAGGAUUUGAUGCUGUACAGGCAGAGUGCCCGUAAUGUAAACAAGUGCAAGAAGCAAUUGGCUGUUCUUAUGGGUGAUGAGGUACACAGAAUGGAAACCUGAAGUAAAUUGUAGAUCUUUUAAAAUGCUGUUAAACAGAAGCCCAUGCAAGAGAGUAGUGAAUACAGCUGAGAUGCAUCCUGCUGAAAGCAAGAGAGGAAUCAAUGUUUAAUUUCACUGAAUGAAGCCAUCAGAAAAGCAUUCAUCUUGCUAUUUUAAUUAAAAAAAAAUAAUCACAAGGCUAAAGAAAAUUUUCUGGAGUUAUUGUUGUAAGAACUGAAUUCUAGCAUGGAUGAAAAGAAAGGGAAAAUUUUACUGUGACUAAAGAACUGAGUAUGGAUUUGUAAAGCCAGGUGUGGUGCCUGGCAGUGCCAUUGAUUUUCAGCUGACCUUAGUCAGCUAUUUAAACUUAUGUUUUAAUUUGUAACUGAAAAUGAAAGUCAUAUGGAAAAAAAAUGUGAUUGGUACAAUAAAAUAGCUAUUGGAAAGGGUCUAGAUGAGGGCCACAAAGAUGAUCAGUGGGCUGGAGC